AUGCAUCUGACACAUGUCUUUACAAAAGCUGCUAGAAAGUUAUUAGCUAAAAAUUCUUAUAAAACACUUAAAGCAAAAGUUGAAUCUGAGUAUGUUGAAGAUGAAUUUGAGACAUAUUGGCAGGAUAUUCUUGAAAAAUCCUUAAUGCAAACGAAUUUGGCUAAUAAAGAAAAUAAAGAACCUGUAACUAAAUGA
Dentiscutata erythropus is the source of this 195-nucleotide messenger RNA. NCBI's taxonomy places the organism in Eukaryota, Fungi, Glomeromycota, Glomeromycetes, Diversisporales, Gigasporaceae. The record is from the annotation of a GenBank genome assembly.